CUUUCCUCUAUUCCCGCGCCCGGGUGCUUGACGACACCGCUGACACCAGGACAACGUCUUUUGCAUCUGCACCGAACAGAGACUCUAGGGCUGCUGCGGAAAGACUCGCUCGCCGACCGACGCUCGCUCUGCCCUGACUGUUUUGGUGUUGCAUGGGAAGCGUUGCCCUCCUCGCUGUCCGGGGGCUCCAUAAUAUCUGCAUAAGCACACGCCCGUGUAACGCUACUACGCUCAUCUCUGGCCUCACUACUCAUCCCCUUCGCACCGCCCACCACAACCCUUCCGCCCACCGGCUGUCCGUUCGUCAGUCCUCCAAUACUCGCGCACUCUCUCCCCCAGGCGCAUUGGCGAAUUCGAUAGCAUAGAGGCCCUCCCGGCUGCGGCCGGCCAUUGCAGCACCCCCGAACCUCUGCCGCCCGUCUCGCAGCAACCAUGAGCUCGAACAACAACAACAACCCCAACCUGCAGCCGCCCUUCGCCGAGCUCGAGCCAGAGAUCUCCAAUCCCGUGAAGAGGAUACGAUGGGCGACACAUCGUGCGACUGGCGCAAAGGCUGAGAACAAGCGGCAUUCACUGAAAGAGCGGCUGCAUCGACGGAUAGGCUCAGGCGAGAAGAGAGACUCGAUAGGGAAAGAAGCUGGCUCCCUAGGUGGACCUGAGGCCGACAAGUCGCCCGAGUCUUCAGAUGCAGGCCACGACGACGAAGAUUCUGCGCGCAGAGUCUACUUCAACGUGCCGCUCCCUCCCUCUGAACGCGACGAAGAUGGCCACCCUAUCCACUCGUAUGCGCGCAACAAGAUACGAACCGCCAAAUACACCCCUAUAAGUUUCAUACCAAAGAACCUCUGGUUCCAGUUCCACAACAUCGCGAACAUCUACUUCUUGUUUAUUAUUAUCUUGGGUAUCUUCCAGAUUUUUGGAGCCUCGAAUCCAGCGCUGAACGCCGUACCGCUCAUUGUCAUCAUCGUCGUAACGGCGAUCAAGGACGCGGUCGAGGACUGGAGGAGAACCGUCCUUGACAACGACCUCAACAACGCGCCCGUGCACCGUCUGGUCGAUUUCAACAACGUGAACACUGCAGAAGACACUGUCUCGCCAUGGAGGAAGUUCAAGAAGGCGUGCACAAGGACUAUUCUUGUGGCGUAUAGGCUCAUGAAGAAUGCGACAAGCAAAAAGGGCGCAAAGGGCAAGGGGGACAGUGAGCGUGGUAUUGACGGCUCCCGUCCCUCAGUCGAUACUCGACGAGCAUCUGUUGCUACUCGCAGGUCAUCCUACUUCGACGCCCAAGAGGGCAUCCAGAUGACCCCGGUCCCUUCGCCCUUGCCUGGCGCAUCCCCCAGUCAUUCCCCGCCACCCACCGAACGCGGCCCUGGCGACAACGACAAGAUUCGCGGCAACGAUUCCAAGGGCAACACGACAAAGAAGUUCUGGGGUAGCGUGCUCAAUCCCUUCAAGACUGCUCCAGAAAAAGCUCGCUUCAAGAAAGAUGCUUGGAAGAACGUGCAGGUUGGUGAUUUCAUUCGCCUGUACAACGACGAGGAGAUUCCUGCAGAUGUCAUUGUCCUGUCGACGUCGUCUGACGACGGCGCUUGCUAUGUUGAGACCAAGAAUUUGGAUGGAGAGACAAAUCUCAAAGUUAGAAACGCCCUUCACUGCACACGCGACGUGCGACACGCCCGCCACUGCGAACGCGCCGAGUUCGCAAUCGAGAGUGAAGGUCCUCAUUCGAAUCUGUACUCUUACAGCGCUGUCAUUAGGUGGCAGCAGCACAAUGCCAAGGACCCCGAGACACCCACCUACGAAAUGGCUGAGCCGAUCUCGAUCAACAAUCUGCUUCUGCGUGGUUGCCAGCUGCGAAAUACCGAAUGGGUUCUCGGCGUAGUUGUCUUCACUGGAGAGGAGACCAAGAUCAUGAUCAACUCCGGUGUCACCCCCAGUAAGCGCGCUAGGAUCUCGAAAGACCUCAACUGGAACGUCAUCUACAACUUCAUCAUCCUGGCUCUUAUGUGUUUGGUCUCUGGAGUCGUCCUUGGUGUUACCUGGGCCAGAGACGAUACCUCGCAUUCGAUUUUCGAGUAUGGAUCAUAUGGUGGCAACCCAGCAACCGACGGUGUUAUUUCCUUCUGGGCUGGUAUCAUUUUGUUCCAGAACUUGGUGCCCAUCUCUCUCUACAUCACCCUGGAAAUCAUCCGCACCUUGCAGGCUCUCUUCAUCUACAGCGAUGUUCAGAUGUACUACGAAGAGCUCGACUACCCUUGCACUCCCAAGUCCUGGAACAUUUCGGAUGAUGUCGGUCAGGUCGAAUACAUCUUCUCAGACAAGACUGGUACACUGACUCAAAAUGUCAUGGAGUUUAAGAAGUGCACAAUCAACGGCGUUCCUUAUGGCGAGGCUUAUACCGAGGCUCAAGCUGGUAUGCAAAGAAGGCAAGGAAUCAACGUCGAGGUCGAGGCUGCUCGUGCGAGGGAGCAGAUUGCUCGUGACCGCGUACGAAUGCUCGAGGGAAGCCGCAGGUUGCACAACAACCCCUACUUGUGGGAUGAGGACCUCACUUUCGUCGCACCAGACUACAUCGACGAUCUCGCCGGCGAGUCCGGUCCAGAGCAGAAGAAGGCUAACGAACGGUUCAUGCUUGCGCUUGCUCUCUGCCACACCGUUGUCACCGAACGUACACCCGGAGAUCCACCGAAGAUCGAGUUCAAGGCUCAGUCUCCCGAUGAGGCGGCGCUCGUUGCGACAGCUCGUGACGUUGGCUUCACUUUCGUAGGCCGAGAAGACGACAAGCUCAUCGUCAACGUUCUUGGCGAAGAGCGCAAAUACCAGGUUCUGAACACCCUCGAAUUCAACUCGACCCGAAAACGGAUGAGCGCCAUCAUCAGAAUGCCAGAUGGAAAGAUUAUGUUGUUCUGCAAGGGUGCGGAUAGCAUGAUCUACUCUCGAUUGAUCCCCAACGAGCAGAGACAGCUUCGCGUCACGACUGGCGAACACCUCGAAAUGUUUGCAAGAGAAGGACUGCGAACUCUCUGUAUCGCACAGAAGGAGAUUUCGGAACAGGAAUAUGCUGAAUGGAACAAGGACUACGACAUUGCCGCCAAUGCUAUCGCCGACCGAGAGGACAAGCUCGAAGAGGUCUCCGACCGAAUCGAGAACCAGCUGUGGUUGAUCGGUGGUACUGCUAUUGAAGACAGGCUGCAAGACGGAGUGCCAGAGUCAAUUUCGCUUCUUGGCCAAGCCGGUAUCAAGCUCUGGGUCUUGACAGGUGACAAGGUCGAAACAGCCAUCAACAUUGGUUUCUCCUGCAACCUCCUCGACAACGACAUGGAUCUCGUCAUUCUCAAGGUUAUAGACGACAGUAUUGAGUCGGUGGAAGCUCAGCUGGACGAGAAGCUAGCUAUCUUUGGCUUGACAGGUUCUGAAGAAGAGCUUGAAGCUGCUCAGACUGAUCACGAACCUCCGCCACCGACCCACGCCAUCAUCAUUGAUGGUGACACCCUCAAGCUCGCAUUGGACGACUCCCUCAAGCGAAAGUUCCUCCUGCUUUGCAGACGAUGCCGAUCUGUGCUUUGCUGUCGUGUCAGUCCCAGUCAGAAGGCUGCUGUCGUCAACAUGGUCAAGACUGGUCUCGACUGCUUGACUCUGGCCAUCGGUGACGGUGCCAACGAUGUUGCUAUGAUUCAGGAAGCUCACGUUGGUGUUGGUAUUGCUGGUGUUGAGGGUCGCGCAGCCGUCAUGUCUUCCGACUACGCUAUUGGACAAUUCCGCUUCUUGACUCGCCUCGUACUCGUCCACGGUCGAUGGUCUUAUCGACGACUCGCAGAAACUAUUGCCAACUUCUUCUACAAGAACAUCGUCUGGACGUUCGCGCUCUUCUGGUACCAGGUCUACACCAACUUCGACAGCCAGUAUAUCUUCGAUUACACCUACAUUAUCUUUUUCAAUCUUGCUUUCACUUCCCUUCCGGUUAUCGUCAUGGGUGUCUUGGAUCAAGACGUCGAUGACAGGAUAUCGCUCGCAGUUCCUCAGCUGUAUCGCCGCGGUAUUGAGCGGAAGGAGUGGACCCAGCCUAAGUUCUGGGCCUACAUGAUUGACGGUGUCUACCAAUCCGCCAUUGCUUUCUUCUUGGUAUACGAGAUCUUCUACCCCGCCACAUUCACAACCUCAAGCGGUCUGGAUCUCGCAGAGUACCGACGCAUGGGUGUUUACGCCGCCACUACUGCUGUCUGUGCCGCCAACAUCUACGUUCUUUACAACACCUACCGAUGGGAUUGGCUGAUGCUGUUGAUCGUUGUCAUCAGUACAAUCCUGGUCUGGUUCUGGACAGGUAUUUACACAUCAUUCACUGGAAGUGCCCAGUUCUACAAGGCUGGCGCGGAAGUGUACGGGAACUUGAACUUUUGGGCAUAUGUUCUCGUUGCGACGAUCAUGUGUUUGCUUCCGCGAUUCAUUUUCAAGGCCGCACAGAAGAUGUAUUUCCCUCUCGACGUCGACAUCAUCCGUGAGCAGGUCAAGCAAGGAAAGUUCGACUACCUGAAGGACAACAACAGCUACCUCCCUCCCCCUCCGGGCAAAGCACAGACUGUUGUACCGGAUGUGGAUGCAGACAAGUACAAGGCUGCCAACGCUGAGCCUACCGAUGAGGACGUUCGACCCAUCUACCCACCAUCCGUAGCGCCCACUGCCACAACACACAACCCACGAAGUCAGAAUGGUAGCAACAGCACCGACUACACAUACCGUCGCUCGAUGGACGGCCUCCCUGCAGCUCCUCGCAUGUCGUCCGAAGGUCGCCCGGUUAACAGCUACGAACACCGUGUGCGACCCAGCUACGACCGCGCUAGGAUGUCUAUGGACCGUGUGAGGCCAAGUUUUGAACAGAGCAACGACUUCACAUCAGCUGCUAUGCUGACCCGUAUCGAGUCAGCCCAUAGCCGCAACAGCUACAUAGGACGUAGUCGCACUGGCAGCCAGAGCGGAUCAACUGGCAACAUAGGAAGUCGACUGAAGAACGCCAUUCGCCGCGCGACAAUCACAAGAGAGGAGGCACCCUCAGACCUUCGGGAUGCGCCUGCUGUACCGGCGAUAACAACAAGCUCACCAAAGAACUCACCAGAGCUGAAAUCAUCAGAGCUGAAAACACCGCCCAGGAGCCCCCCUAGGUGACCGCGGUGAUUCCGCAUUUCCACUGUUUUUAACGACUUGUAUAUAAAGAUAUUCCCCACCAUGUUACGCAUCGGGCGUUCACGUAUACACCAUUGCUAGCUUCCUUUGCUCUUGCCCCAGCUGCAAGUGGGCGUUUCUUGGCUACACUUUGUUUGGCAUACGCGAUUCCCAUUCCUUUCUGCAUUUUCCUUAUCUUGUUCUGUUGGGGGCUUUAACGGCUGUGAGGUUCGUAGACCAGCAACGAUAGAUGUGCUGAUGACUACGGAUGUGCGGUGUAAAUAGUUAAUG
Molecule: messenger RNA, 5448 nt
Organism: Macroventuria anomochaeta
Lineage: Eukaryota; Fungi; Ascomycota; Dothideomycetes; Pleosporales; Didymellaceae
Product: phospholipid-translocating P-type ATPase
Exons: 4
Coding region: 433-5160 (1575 amino acids)
Biological process (GO): phospholipid translocation
Cellular component (GO): plasma membrane
Molecular function (GO): ATP binding; magnesium ion binding; ATPase-coupled intramembrane lipid carrier activity
Source: RefSeq, a predicted model, not a curated record